Molecule: messenger RNA, 312 nt
Organism: Nothoprocta perdicaria
Lineage: Eukaryota; Metazoa; Chordata; Aves; Tinamiformes; Tinamidae
Product: feather keratin 4
Exons: 1
Coding region: 16-312 (98 amino acids)
Cellular component (GO): intermediate filament
Molecular function (GO): structural constituent of cytoskeleton
Source: RefSeq, a predicted model, not a curated record
CUCCAUCGCGCAGACAUGUCGUGCUACGAUCUGUGCCGUCCCUGUGGCCCAACCCCGCUGGCCAACAGCUGCAACGAGCCCUGUGUGAGGCAGUGCCAGGACUCCCGCGUGGUCAUCCAGCCCUCUCCRGUGGUGGUCACCCUGCCCGGACCCAUCCUCAGCUCCUUCCCGCAGAACACCGCCGUGGGAUCCAGCACCUCCGCUGCUGUUGGCAGCAUCCUCAGUGAGGAGGGAGUCCCCAUCUCCUCCGGGGGCUUUGGCCUCUCCAGCCUGGGUGGUCGCACCUUUACAAGAAGGUGCCUGCCCUACUAA